Molecule: messenger RNA, 1359 nt
Organism: Cajanus cajan (pigeon pea)
Lineage: Eukaryota; Viridiplantae; Streptophyta; Magnoliopsida; Fabales; Fabaceae
Product: auxin efflux carrier component 8
Biological process (GO): auxin polar transport; auxin export across the plasma membrane
Cellular component (GO): endoplasmic reticulum; plasma membrane
Molecular function (GO): auxin efflux transmembrane transporter activity
Source: RefSeq, a predicted model, not a curated record
CAUAUUAUAAGCUGUAGAUGUCCAAAAUUUUUCAACAGUUUAGUUAGGCUUAGGCAUCAUCAUGAUUUCCUUAGCAGAUGUCUAUCAUGUAGUGACAGCCACUGUCCCAUUAUAUGUGACCAUGUUUCUAGCCUACAUCUCUGUGAAGUGGUGGAAGCUCUUCACACCAGAGCAAUGUUCUGGCAUAAACAAAUUUGUGGCCAAUUUCUCAGUCCCAAUUUUGUCCUUCCAAGUCAUUUCCUCCAACAACAUUUUCAAAAUGAGCCUCAAACUCAUGUAUGCAGACUUUGUCCAGAAGCUGCUUGCAUUUCUAGUGUUCACAGCAAUCAUCAAGAUCAGGGGCAGAGGGGGUUUGAAGUGGAUCAUAACUGGUCUCUCACUAUCAACACUUCCUAAUACUUUGAUCCUUGGAAUUCCACUCAUGAAGGCUAUGUAUAGAGAUGAGGCUUCUGUUCUCCUGCCCCAGAUUAUUUUUCUCCAGAGCAUGGUGUGGUACAAUUUGUUGUUGUUUCUUCAUGAGCUUGAUGCUGCAAUUCCUGCAAGGACCAUGCCUGUUGUUGCGCCUCCUCAAUCACAAGAAACAGGGGAAUCUGAGACUUCUCAAGAAAUACAAACAAAAGAAGAAGAGGAAGAAACAGAACAUGGAACGCAGAGGAAAACCAGGAUGUUGCUCAUUCUGAUGAAAGUAGGGAAUAAAUUAAUCAUUAAUCCCAAUACCUAUGCAACUUUCAUUGGUCUUGUUUGGGCAAGCAUACACUUCAGGUGGGGAGUGGAUAUGCCAGAUGUUGUUAAUCAGUCGAUAGACAUAUUGGCCAGUGGAGGUCUAGGCAUGGCAACUUUCAGCUUAGGUCUAUUUAUGGCAUCAAACUCCCGCAUCAUAACAUGUGGGCCAAGGAUGACACUGAUGGCAAUGGGCCUGAAAUUUCUUGUUGGGCCUGCCAUAAUGGCUGUAGCCUCCAUUGUGAUUGGAUUAAGAGAUAGAAUGCUCAAAGUGGCAAUUGUUCAGGCAGCUCUACCCCAAGGAAUUGUUCCUUUUGUUUUUGCCAGAGAGUAUAAUGUCCAUCCAGGCAUUUUAAGCACUGGGGUCUUGCUGGGAAUGCUCAUGGCCUUGCCAGUGGCAUUGACCUACUAUGUCCUCUUAUCACUCUGAGACACUAUGUUAAAUAGAUACCAGAAACAAUGACAGAAGAGUUGCAUUGGUGUAAAACUAACGGUUUACAUAGUUGUAUAUGGUUGGUAUUGAUUCAUAAAUAGUCAGAAAAAGAAAAAAUAUAUAUAUUUAUAACAUAUUUUGCUUUAGUAGAGAAGAACAUUUUGCAGCCGUUGACUCAACAGAGAAAUAAAGCAUACUUGUGCGUU